Messenger RNA from Homarus americanus (American lobster), 4322 nucleotides. It is a transcript of the gene TppII, whose product is annotated as tripeptidyl-peptidase 2-like. The record is from RefSeq and is a predicted model, not a curated record. Gene Ontology annotation, biological process: proteolysis. Lineage: Eukaryota; Metazoa; Arthropoda; Malacostraca; Decapoda; Nephropidae. The transcript has 25 exons. Bases 75 to 3905 code for a protein of 1276 amino acids. Gene Ontology annotation, cellular component: cytosol. Gene Ontology annotation, molecular function: serine-type endopeptidase activity; tripeptidyl-peptidase activity.
AAUUAGCAAAGGCUGGUAGGAAAUGUGACAAAAGACUUCUCCCUCGACUGGGAAAAUUUAGAACAAUAACAAAGAUGGCGUCGACGGCAAGUACGCUUGGGGAGUUUCCAUGUUGGGGUCUUCUGCCGAGAAAAGAAACUGGGGUUGUAAGUUUAAUCACAAAGAACCCAACAUUUGAUGGCCGAGGUGUUGUCAUCGCUAUCUUUGAUUCAGGCGUAGAUCCGGGUGCUCCUGGACUUCAGGUAACAACAGAAGGAAAUGUAAAAGUUAUAGAUCGGAUCGAUGCAUCAGGAGCGGGAGAUGUGGACACCUCGACAGUGGUGCAGCCAACAGAUGGUAUUAUCACUGGUAUUAGUGGACAUAAACUUACGGUUCCUGAGUCUUGGGUGAAUCCUUCAGGGAAGUUUCACAUUGGGUUAAAGAGCGCAUAUUCACUUUACCCUCAUCGGUUACAAGAGAGAGUGUUAAAAGAAAGAAAAGAAAAAAAUUGGGAUCCCAUCCACAAAGAGUUGUUAGCUGAAGCUCAGAGGAAAGUACAGUCCUUAGAAAGUAGUAAGAGUAAUGGAAGUACCAGCACAAAUGGCAAUAAUGGCAGUAGUAGUCUGAUUGAGAAGCUAACCAAGGAGGAUGCAGAGGCCAGGGUCUCACAGCUCAACGCUCUAGAGAAGAAGUUCAGCGAUCUGGGACCGGCCUAUGAUUGUGUCGUUUAUUAUGAUGGAGAUGUGUGGAGGGCAUGUAUUGACACAUCUGAGCGUGGGGACCUGGAGAAUGGGAUCCACCUGGGGGAGUACAGGGUCACUCACCAGUGGGCAUCCCUCACCUCCACCGACCAGUACAACAUUUCUAUCAACGUACAUAAUAAUGGAAAUAUUCUCGAAAUAGUUGGCAUGUGCUCCAGCCAUGGUACUCAUGUAGCAUCCAUUGCUUCGGCGAACUUUCCUGACAAUCCAGAAAGAAAUGGUGUUGCACCAGGUGCUCAGAUAGUCUCCAUUACUAUAGGUGACAAUCGUAUUAACAGCAUGGAGACAGGAACUGCAUUAGCACGAGCAAUGUUGAGGGUAAUGAAGAACCCUUACUACAAAGUUGAUGUUAUCAAUAUGAGUUAUGGUGAACAUGCACAUUGGUCUGAUUCUGGUCGAUUAGGAGAGUUGGCACAUGAAGUAGUCAACAAAUAUGGGGUUUUAUGGGUAGCAUCAGCUGGCAACCACGGCCCAGCUCUUGCUACAGUGGGAGUUCCUCCAGACUUUCAGAGUGACUCCAUCAUCGGUGUUGGUGCCUAUGUGUCACCAGACAUGAUGAUGGCUGAAUACUCCAUGAUAGAAAAACUUCCUGGUUGUCCAUACACAUGGUCGUCUAGAGGACCCACAGCUGAUGGAGCAAGAGGCGUGACUGUGUGUGCACCCGGUGGAGCAAUCACCUCUGUGCCAACAUUCACACUGAGAAGCAACCAGCUGAUGAAUGGAACAAGCAUGGCAUCUCCACACACAGCUGGUUGUGUUGCCUUGAUAAUAUCUGCGCUGAAGCUCAAGUCCAUUCCAUAUUCCCCAUACUCCGUCCGUCGCUCAAUACAAAAUACCGCUCUCAAUUUAGAUGUUGAUGUCUUUGCCCAAGGUCAUGGAAUAAUCCAGGUAGACCGUGCUGUGGACCAUUUAUUGGAGCAUUCAAAUGGAGUAGAAGACACUGUACGAUUUAUGGUAGAAUGUGGCAGUGACAGGAGAAAGGGGAUCCACUUACGUAACUGGAAGGCCGACAAACCUAUAGACAUGUCAGUAGUGGUAGAACCUAUAAUGCUAAAUGACACCCAAGCAGAUCCGAAUGAUAAAUUAGCAUUCUGCAUGGAGUUGGUAUUGACUUGUGAUGCUCCCUGGGUCAAGGCACCAAGUUGCCUGCAAAUGUCGUAUACAGUCAGGUCAUUCCAGUUAAGCAUAGAUCCACGUGGCCUUGAGAGAGGACGAGUGUACUUCACUGAAGUGAAGGCAUAUAACUCAAGCAAUGUAGAAAAGGGUGUCAUGUUUGAGGUCCCUAUCACGGUUGUUGUCCCUACUGUAGAUCUCCUUCAUGGCUACCAUUAUGCCUGUCCAGCUGAGGUGUUUCGGGCAGGGUUUAUUCGGCGUCACUUUCUGUACGUGCCAAUUGAGUCUACGUGGGCAACUGUGACUCUUAAGGCAUCUCAUUCAGACAAGUGCCAAAGAUUCACGCUACAUGCUGUUCAACUUAAACCCAAGUGUAGCGUCAAAACUCUCGAGUAUUACAAGGUAAUUAAUUUAGGUUGCAAUGAAGUUAGUACACAAAUAUUUGGAGUACGAGGUGGCUACACAAUGGAGCUCUGUCUCGCCCGCUGGUGGUCAAGUCUAGUUGAUGGACAAGUUGAGAUCUCCGUUGAUUUUCACAGUCUUCGCCCAUCACAAGAAGAGGUUACGUUAUUCUGUAGUGAUGGGGUGCAGAGAGUGGAUGUUCGAGCAGGAUUACGGCCAGAGGAGAUGUCUCCACAGGCUACCCUCAAGCAUCAUACACAGGUGGUGACGCCAACGGAAAGUAAAGUUGAGGUGCUGGGAGGACCUCGUGAUACCAUCCCUGGGUGUCGACCAAUUUAUCAGCUGCUGUUGUCAUACAACCUCUCUCUAUCAAAGUCUGCUGAAGUUACUCCGAAGUGUGCACUGCUAAAUGAUGUCUUGUACGAGUCUGCUUAUGAGUCUCAGUUAUGGAUGCUGUUUGAUCAUAAUAAACAGCUUCUAGGUUCUGGAGAUGCUUAUAGUAAUAAAUAUUCCAUCAAAUUAGACAAAGGUGACUAUACAGUCAGGCUUCAUGUGCGACAUGAACGACCAGACUUACUAGAAAAACUCUCUGACCUUCCUCUUACAGUGCUCACCAAGUUGGCUCAAGAGGUAAAAUUGGAUAUAUACACAUCUUUCAAUGCAGCAGUGACUUCAGGCAAGAAGGCUCAGCCUAUGACUUUGAGCACUGGCACCAACCAACCCAUCUACCUCACAGCUCCCAGCCUAUCUGAUAAGACUCUGAAGGGCCUUGGGCUGACCCCUGGUCAAGCUUUAUUAGGUAGCCUGUCGUUUGCUAAGGAUGAGCAAGUUCGGAAAGCUGUAAGUAGCCACAAGUUUGGGCCCAUACGUACUAUGCCGGAUCAAUAUCCACUACGGGUGGUCGUUACAGAACUGCCUUGUAAGAAACGCAGUGCUGGUAGUAGCAACAGCAGCAACUCAGAAGAGAAGAAAGAGACUAAGACACAGGCUGAUUAUCUUGAAGCCUUGCGGGAUCUACAAACUGCUUGGAUAGCUAAACUAGAUUGUGAAAGUGGGGAACAACUACAUAAAGAGGUUAUGGCUACUCACCCAGACCAUCUUGCUGCCCAGUUAGCCCGACUGCAAUCUUUAGAUGCUGCAGGAGCACAGAACAGAGCAGCAGUAAUAGUGCAGGCUGCUCGGAUCAUAUCAGCAGUGGAUACAGCUCCUCUGCUAGCCUUCUAUGGUACCAAGACAGACACUAGGUCAGAUGCUGCAAAGAUCAAAACACAGAUGGACAAACAGCGUAAUACUCUGCUUGAAGCUUUCUCCCGGCAAGGAUCAGCCCUUUGUGCGGACAUUCUUGCUCUACCAGCAACGGAGCGUACCCCAGAAGCCAUAGAACAGGUGGACAACCUUGCUGUUGACAUUAUGAAGUUUGUAGAACCAUCAGAUUCAAAGGUGAAUGCCUUCUUUGCCAGUUACUACCAAGUUCGUGGAUUUGAUGGACUUGCCGUGCGGUUAAUUACCCGCCAGUGUGAUGAAAAAUGGACUAGGGAGAAUGAUGCAAAGUUAACAGAUGCUUACAAUCGACUGGGCUGGACCCACAUUUCUACAAUUAUUGCUAGUUCCCAUCCACUCCGGUUUCCCACCAGCUAUACACCUUUCUAAGUGUAUAAAGCAAGUUUUCAGAGAAUAUAUCUUUAGCUACUUUGAUUACUCUGCUGCCAUAAGGUUGAUACAUGAAAGCUUUUAUAAAUCGAUUAUUUUGCAUCCACUGUUCUUUGAAUUAUCUGAAGUCUAUACCACCAAUGGUAUAUGGAACUUUAUACAUUAACCCCUUAGACUCUGCUGGCAUAUGCCCACACGCCUGUGAAGGUCUAAUUAUAGCACCAAUUGUCGUUUUGUGAUGUCUCUGCAUACUUUAGUGUCCCUCCUCUUAUAAGAGGAGCUCUUCGGAUGCAUCUCAGAAUGGCGAUUUUUUCUAAAGAGAUGUCAGGCAGGAUCACCACAAAAUAACUCCUCCCACCAUAUUUCAUGAAUGAAUUGCAGCCAGCCAGCCAAUUUCUGGUUAGUAACAUCUUUGAG